AUGGCUUCACCAUCAAGCAUACUUCGGCCGGUGGCAAAUUUGGUGAGCAAAUCUCCGCGACGAUCAUUGAGCUCGAGUCCCAAGCUGGCAGCGCCUGCGGAGGUAAAGAGACUUGGUGUCGUUGGGGCAGGUCAAAUGGGUUUGGGAAUAGCUCUAGUCGCUGCACAAAAAGCACAGGUGCCAGUUACGCUCGUCGAUAAUUCACCAGCUUCUCUGGAUAAGGGAUUGAAGUUCGCAGAUAAGCUGCUUGAGAAGGAUGUAUCAAAGUCACGUAUCACGAAAGACGAGGCCGAUAUGGCUCGAUCACUCCUCGAACCCACAACUUCUAUGUCCGACCUUUCCAAUGCCGAUUUCAUAAUUGAAGCUGUUCCUGAAGUGCUCUCCCUCAAGACCACCAUAUUUUCCGAAUUAGCGAAAGUGGCACCUCCUCAUGCCAUUCUCUCCACCAACACGUCGUCAAUUUCAGUCACUAAAAUUGCAGCAUCAACAACUCCCGAAGGAAAUCCUGCAGAUCUGAGUGUAGCUUCUCGAGUCAUAAGUACACACUUCAUGAAUCCGGUACCAGUACAGAAAGGCGUAGAGGUCAUCAGCGGACUCCAAACCAGCAGAGAAACAUUGGAGACCGCAAUUGAGUUCUGUAAACGCAUGGGAAAGAUCCCAUCUCAAUCUGCAGACUCCCCCGGAUUUCUGGCGAAUAGAAUAUUGAUGCCUUACAUCAAUGAAGCUAUCAUAUGUCUGGAGACCGGUGUUGGUAGCAAAGAGGAUAUCGACAAUAUCAUGAAGAAUGGGACAAAUGUUCCCAUGGGGCCGCUGCAAUUAGCAGAUUUCAUCGGCAUCGACACUUGUCUAGCCAUCAUGAAUGUCUUGCAUACUGAGACCGGCGACAGCAAAUACCGCCCUGCCGUGCUUUUGAAGAAGAUGGUCGACGCUGGCUGGGUUGGAAAGAAAUGUGGAAAAGGGUUCUAUGACUAUUAA
Bacidia gigantensis is the source of this 975-nucleotide messenger RNA. RefSeq lists its product as uncharacterized. Bases 1 to 975 code for a protein of 324 amino acids. Lineage: Eukaryota; Fungi; Ascomycota; Lecanoromycetes; Lecanorales; Ramalinaceae. Gene Ontology annotation, biological process: fatty acid metabolic process. Gene Ontology annotation, molecular function: NAD+ binding; oxidoreductase activity, acting on the CH-OH group of donors, NAD or NADP as acceptor. The transcript has 3 exons. The record is from RefSeq and is a predicted model, not a curated record.